Messenger RNA from Procambarus clarkii (red swamp crayfish), 2439 nucleotides. RefSeq names its product serine racemase-like. The record is from RefSeq and is a predicted model, not a curated record. Gene Ontology annotation, biological process: D-serine biosynthetic process. Gene Ontology annotation, molecular function: L-serine ammonia-lyase activity; threonine racemase activity; magnesium ion binding. NCBI's taxonomy places the organism in Eukaryota, Metazoa, Arthropoda, Malacostraca, Decapoda, Cambaridae.
AUGUUCAGGACGCCUGUUGAGAUGGAGGAGGUGCAAGCCGCCGCCCUCAGGAUUCGUCCCUUUGUCCACGCAACGCCUGUCCUCACAUCGACCUCCCUCGACGCCAUCGCCGGCAGGCAGCUCUUCUUCAAGGCGGAGAAUCUCCAGAAGACAGGCUCCUUCAAGGCCAGAGGCGCCUGUAAUGCGGUGCUUCUUGAGAAGGAGAGGAACCCUGAGAGUGUGGGCGUCGUCACCCACAGUAGCGGUAACCACGCCCAGGCUUUGGCAUACGCGGCUAAGUGUGUGAAGUUGCCGUGCACAGUGGUGGUCCCCAGAGGUACUCCCAAAGUCAAGUGUGAGGCUAUCCGCAGGCUCGGGGCUGACCUGGUCUUCUGUCACCCCACACCGCAUUCAAGGGUUGACACGUGCGCCAGUAUAGCAGAAGAAACUGGAAAAACAAUAAUUCAUUCAUCUGACAAUUACGAUGUCAUGGCUGGACAAGGAACAAUUGCCCUGGAACUUUUAGAAGAGGUUCCAGAUCUUGAUGCAAUAGUUGUAGCUACGGGUGGUGGGGGCAUGUUGGCGGGCGUUUCGGCUGUAGCACAAAAUAUACAACCAAAAUGUCAGGUGUAUGCUGUUGAACCAGUGGGGAAAGACCUCCAGAGAUGUCUUAAGGCAAAGCAGAGGCUAUGGCCAGAGCCCUCGACCUUCCUCCACACCGUGGCAGACGCCAUCAGGCUGCGAGCGAUUGGCCACCUAGCAUUCCCCAUCAUCUGCAAGUAUGCCAGCCCCAGAGUCUUCACUGUGACUGAUCACCAAAUGAUUGAAGGCAUGAAAUUCGCUUUCGUACACAUGAAGCAAGUUGUUGAGGCAGCAGCUGGAGCCGGAGUGUACGCCGGAGUCAAGUUAAUGGGUGAAGUGGCUCCAGCAGCACACAAGGUCGGGGUCAUACUGUGUGGCGGGAACGUUGACCUGGACAACCUCCCCUGGGUGACCCCUCUCACUACUUACUAGUCCACCGCCACCUCCUGCUAGUAUAGUCCAGGACCCACCACGUCCUACUAGCCUAGGACCCACCACGUCCUACUAGCCCAGGACCCACCACGUCCUACUAGCCCAGGACCCACCACGUCCUACUAGCCCAGGACCCACCACGUCCUACUAGCCCAGGACCCACCACGUCCUACUAGCCCAGGACCCACCACGUCCUACUAGCCCAGGACCUACCACGUCCUACUAGCCCAGGACCCACCACGUCCUACUAGCCCAGGACCCACCACGUCCUACUAGCCCAGGACCCACCACGUCCUACUAGCCCAGGAUCCACCACCAACUAGCACAGGACCAACCACCUACUAGCACAGCACCCACCACACCCAACUAGCACAAGACUUACACGUCCUACUAGCCCAGGAUCCACCACCUCUUACUAGCCGAUCGGCCAAGUCUUAUUAGCCCAGUUACUACUACAACAACUACUACAACAACUACUACUACUACUACCAAGUUACUACCAUUAACCCGCGACGCCGCACACGGUACUGUACAACCCAGCCUCAUAUUUAGCUUGUGUAACUGUGUGUACCAUAGUUACAAACAUUGACGUACUAAGCAAUCAGACAGUAGAAUUUGGUGCUAUUCACUUUAAUGCGUCCGAAAAAAAUGAAGCUAAAUAGAAACUUAAAUUUUCCUAGACCUAGUAUAGCACAUAUAUGUACUAUAUUAGGUUUCAUAUAGCGUAUAUUAGGCCUAGGAAGGUUAGGUUAGAUUAAUUUGUUUUUGCAUCAUAUAUACAAAGCCUCUUCCGCUCUUUCUAAAUUCAACAGAACAGAGUUCUUUCUAAUUGCGUUGUACGUCGAUAUAUGUACUAUGGUCCUCAUCGUUACUGUAAGUACUACCAAAAUAGGAGGAUGGGUUGGCUUCUUCUAUUUAGGUAUUUUUGGUAUUUAGGUAUUUUUUUCUAGAGCAGUCAAAUCAGAGCUGUUUUUAUGAUCUUAUAGUGUCAAAUGUAUGUCUAACACGCUCAGUCUUGCAGCUAUAGCAUCUAUUAUAAUAAUUCUGGGAAUAGUGUCAUUCACCUUCAAUUACAGAUACAUCUUGCAACUUUCCUUAUCUUCUUCCUCAACAUCAGGAUGAUAAUAGAUAAAAAAAUUGUAUUAAAUAUACAGUACUAGAUUUAAAUUUUUAGGCUUACUCUUUAUUGUAUGUGUCAGCAAUAUACACAAGACUUGUGUGUGAACGUGUUGUGUAGAAUAUCUGACGGCUUUUGAAGUGUGCGCUACAAAUACAGUUUCUGACCACUAUCCUACCUUUAACAUAGCACAUAUGGACAUAACACCACCAGAUACCCAGAAACUUGCAUUCAUGUUACACAGUGAAGCAGCAAUGGUCAACCUCACAAAUGCACUUCACAAUAUAAACUGGGAAUCUGAAUUCAAUAAUACACAGGAUAUAAAUUCA